Molecule: messenger RNA, 1077 nt
Organism: Cucurbita moschata (crookneck pumpkin)
Lineage: Eukaryota; Viridiplantae; Streptophyta; Magnoliopsida; Cucurbitales; Cucurbitaceae
Exons: 6
Coding region: 116-799 (227 amino acids)
Molecular function (GO): nucleic acid binding
Source: RefSeq, a predicted model, not a curated record
AAAAAAAAAACUAAAAAAUUUGUUCGAACUUGGAACGGUGAACAACAGCCACCGCCCCGACACCUCAGUGAACGCACCAUAAACUCCGAUUUUCUCUCCUUUUCUUUGCGAAAAAAUGACAAACCUCAAUCUGCUCCGUAAGGCGCUUGGAUCGCACUUCACUUCUCGUUCAGCAACGCCAAAUCAUGGCCUUCCUGUGUUUUUCCGCCAAUCUUCAAGAUUCUUCUCGACGGAAGGGGAACAAUCACCUCCUGAAUCGUCCGCCAAUUCUUUUCUUGAUACAUCGGAAACAGCAGGUUUGGUGUAUGGAAAAUUGUAUGGUAUCACAAGGAAUGUUCUAAAGACAGACAUAGUCAAUUUGCUUGAAGGAUGUAAUUUGAGUUUGGAUGAUGUCAAAGUUGAAUACAACCGGAGUUUCACGCCAACCUCUAUGAUGAUGCAAUUCCCCUCCUGGAAGGCCUAUGAUAAUGCUUUUCGAGUGAUUGGAAGAAGAGGUCGCAUGUACAGAUUGGAGCGGGCUGAUCGUUCGCAGUGGGACCUUCUUUCACCUUACAAUGGAAAAAUUAUCCUUCUGCAAGGAAUACCUCGAAAUGCAGCGCUAGAUGACGUGGAGCGCUUCUUAUCUGGCUGUGACUAUGAUGCAACCUCAAUCAAUAUGUUUUUCAGGGCAUCCAUUCCAGAGCCCAUCAGAAUGGCAACAGUGCUGUUCCCUUCACCAACACAAGCAAUGCAUGCAUUUCUUACUAAGAACAGAGGCUUUUGUCUGAACAACCAAAUUUUGAUGCGGGUUCUCCAAUAACUAGUUACUGUUGUCAUCUAUAUUCCACACAUUUUUCGUUGGCUUGGUGUCUGGGCGUUUUGAAGUAGUCGUAUGAGUUACGACUUGCAUCUUCAUAUCUCAAGCCUCAAGUUAUCUGAGUCACAUGCAUCAUCCAAAGUGACCUGAAUUCUUUCUUUUUUCACAAAUUAGCAGCUUGUUUGUGCUAAAGAACUGCAUUUGUAAGGAAGGAUGGAUUACAUAAAAAUAAGGUUGUCGAAUUAUCGUGAAACUAGGCUGUUUUUGUUGUGUGACUGCUA